Chara braunii is the source of this 2206-nucleotide messenger RNA. NCBI's taxonomy places the organism in Eukaryota, Viridiplantae, Streptophyta, Charophyceae, Charales, Characeae. The record is from the annotation of a GenBank genome assembly.
UAGAAAAAAAAAUGGAGUGGUGAUGACAUGGUUGUUUUUCGGCUGUUGACGUCCCUCCGCUCUUUGGAUCGUUUGUCCCGAACGCAGCUGAUGAUCUCCUUUUCAAGGUCGUCUAAAGCGGAGUCCAACUCAGCAGUGUCAGUGGACCCGGAUUCUGUGCCAAAGUGUGUUCCCGUAGAGCCCAGGAUCCCCCCUCGAUCUCAGGGAAUCAGAAAGCCGGAAGAUGUGCGGUCCAAAGGUCAGGAUGCGUCGGCAAGACUUCCAACGCGACCUCUUCAGCAGGCAACCAUCUCCUCUAUGUUAUCCCAAAAGACACUGUUGCAAUCUCUGCCACAAGGUGGACGGAUGACGUCCGCAGACACGAUGGGGGCAGGGAUCUCCAUGCCAUCGACAUCGGGGAGGACAAAGGACGAGGAACGAGGUAACGAGUGGGAGUGGAAGAAGGGACCAGAAAACGGAGCAGAGAAAGGAGCCGCACCCUUUACCAAUUUACUCGGGAAGAGUUACCUCGCAGGGAGCACUCUGGCUGGCUCAGGCAAUAACGGCCGACUGAAGCAUCUGCAGGAAUCGCUGACGUUGUCAGACUCAGAUGGCACAGGGAGUAGGACGGAGAUGAGAGAGAGGGAAGCAGAUGGAUCAAAUGGAAGGGAGAGGGAAAGUGUGUUCGGCAUGAAUGGGGCAUGGGGCCGUAAAGGUAAGAAGCGGGUCAGGAAUCUUUCUGAGUAUGAGAGAAAGCAGCGAUGGAGAAGAUCGAAAUCCAGGAGGGGCUCUGAAGAGGAAGAAGAUGAUUUUGACGACAUAGACGAAUCAUUGGCCAGUUUCAGGACGGCGAACGAAGAAUGGAGAACUCGAGCAUCUAAGAUGGGCGAGGCAGUGCCGGUGCAAAGAACGCAACCAAGUCUGGCAGAUACAGGCGGAGGAAGAUCGGUGGGCAAUGGAAGUUUGCUGAACACAGGUGGAGGCAUGGCAAGAACACUGGGAGUCAGGAGAGGGGUUCGAGGUAACUUCGUGCCUCCUGUGAAGAUGGGAGGAACUGGAGGGGGAAGUGCGGCUCGAGGGGGCGGUGGAGGUGGCGUUGCAGCCAUGCAUUCUUCUGGGGAAGAUAAUGCAAUACAAAGAUGUCUUGAGCAACUUGCUGGACCUGAUGGAGAACUGCCGGACAGGCUCCGAAAUCUUGAGCCGAAGCUUCUAGAGCAAAUCAUGAAUGAGAUCAUGGAUCACAAUCCGAAUGUCAAGUGGGAUGAUAUCGCUGGGUUGGAGCAUGCAAAGAAAUGUGUCACGGAGAUGGUCAUCUGGCCAUUGCAAAGGCCAGAUAUCUUCCAAGGAUGUCGGUCACCUGGCAAAGGCUUGCUUCUCUUUGGUCCACCGGGCACAGGGAAGACCAUGAUUGGCAAGGCUAUUGCUGGGGAGGCAAAUGCAACGUUCUUCUCGAUCUCCGCAAGUUCCUUGACGAGCAAAUGGAUCGGUGAGGGGGAGAAACUUGUCAGGGCCCUCUUUGGGGUCGCAAGCUGCAAACAACCAGCUGUGAUUUUCAUUGAUGAGAUUGACUCACUCCUAUCUCAGAGGAAAUCAGAUGGAGAGCAUGAAUCGAGCCGUCGAAUGAAGACACAAUUCCUUGUGGAGAUGGAGGGCUGUGGGAACGGGAAAGAUGAGAGAAUUCUUGUCAUUGGUGCAACAAACAGGCCACAAGAACUCGACGAAGCAGCACGGAGGAGAAUGUCCAAGAGAUUGUACAUUCCACUACCUAGUCCAGGUGCAAGGGCAUGGAUCGUCCGCAAUUUGCUUCAGAAGGAUGGUCUCUUCACACUUUCCGAGACGGAGAUGGACACCAUCUGUAUACAGACUGAAGGUUACUCUGGAUCCGACGUGACUAACCUUGUGAAGGAAGCAUCUAUGGGGCCACUUCGAGAAGCGAUGAUGUCCGGCAUUGACAUCACGAAAAUCACGAAAGACGAGUUUCGGCCAAUCAGUUUGCAGGAUUUCCAGAGGGCUCUUCAACAAGUGCGGGCCUCGGUGUCUGCCAGCGAACUCGGUCUCUACGAAGACUGGAAUCGUCAGUUUGGGAGUCUCGCAGUCUGAUGUUUUCUUAAUCGGAGACCUCCCCCGCCCCCCCUCCCUCCCCCUUCUGUUGCUAUGCAGAGUCUGCACCCCUGCCCUCAUUUGUAUGUGUCAUCGCUGCUUCCCUCAACAAACAAGCGGCCGAGAU